Messenger RNA from Orbicella faveolata, 2229 nucleotides. RefSeq names its product transmembrane protease serine 9-like. The record is from RefSeq and is a predicted model, not a curated record. Lineage: Eukaryota; Metazoa; Cnidaria; Anthozoa; Scleractinia; Merulinidae.
GUUACGUGAAAUGUAAGUCUUGGCGAAAAUGCGCGGCAAACUGUAGCAAAAAGACGCGUCAUUCAUGAAUAUAAAAAAAAUCGACGGUUUGUCAGCAACUCUUUGUGGCUCUGCCUGACUCAUCAUGAUCACUUGUGACGUCAAGGAAAGAAUACUUUGCAAACGAAUUCAAGGUAAGACUGUAUGACUUGAUUUCCUAUGAAACCCUUCUUUGCUACGUGUUUUUCUUUUUAUUAGUUGGUUUUCGUCUGGUAUUUAAAUUAUAGAUUCACUCGUGAUUGACAGUUCGAAAACCGUUAACAGUAGGUGCGUGGUUUCACACUCUAAAGAAGGGAAGCUAGCCAGUGUCUCCCAUCUUGGCUUGACUCCACCGACUGUUCUGUGACUAUGGGAAAAAAAAAACGAGAAACAAUUCUAGACCACUCUAUCAAAACAAGAAAAGGAUGAGACUGGUCAUGGCUUUCAUCGAAAUUGAUGAAAACCAGUAGAGUUACUGAAGAAUACGCGAGGGCUCGGGGGUGCUCCCGAUAUGUAAGCCAUAUAGGUAUGUGGGGUGCCUUACUUGAAGUGUUUGUUUGCACAUAGAUCAGGAUAUUUUCAGUUAUAACUAUUUUUUAUCAUUGUUUUUAUUUAUUCUCUGACAAACCUGCGGAAACCCUUUACUCCUUGAGGAUGAGAGGGAACUCAGAAACCACAGAAAAAGUGAUCGUCUAAGUUCCUGGCUUAGCACCACUUAGCAGGGAGAAACUAAGUUUAAGCCACACUCUGGGUUUCUUUCAAAUUCCCCUACGAUUACCUCUGUCACUUUUCUUUUGGUUUGUCUCCAGGGGUUUUUCCCUUUUAGGUCAGACUUUUUCCCUUGCGUGUUUCUACCCCAAUUAUUGCGUUCUGUAUUGUCAUAAUGGCAUAUAGUUUAUUAUUGUUUUUUUCAAGUUGAUAAAAGACUGUUGUUUUCACCUGAGUUCAAGCCAUCAAGGACGUGCAAUGUUUCUAUUUUAGAUCUCGUUACAAAGGACUUCGGGUCAAGUAGGUCAAGUGGAGAAUUAGAAACUGAAAGGUCUGAAAGCGGUCCCCAGCAUACUCCGUACCGCUAUCUUGCGAAACCGAAACUUCAUGUUACAUGUAAAUCCCUGACAUCAUCGGGUCACAAGACGUGCACUAGCUCCGUAAAUCAUUUGGCUGCAAAGUUCUCCACGUAAAGUCUUUUGUUUUUGCGAGCUAUCAAAGCAUACUUCAGUCCAAAGACUUUCCGUUUUUUGAACCCUUUUCUAGAGCCAGCUGAAACUACUCGAGUGUCCUCGUGUAGGUGACACACUAUACACUGUACAAAACGCGUCUCAUGUGAUUGAAGUACACUAUGUCGAAGGUCCAAGUUCUCUUCUGCGCUUUGUCGUUGUUCGCGAUGACUUUGGUUGUUGGCAGCUCACAAGGGCCAAACAAGUGUGACAUUGCAGUCCAGGGACACAAACAUUGGAUGCUUGUCACCUGGACAGUCAACGUCGCAAUGCUCACCCGCGACCACUACAAGGAGAUAUGUUUUGGAAAAGUCUCCAAGAAAAUGCCAUUGAGUCUCCUGUGUUGGAGCAAAGCCACAAACGCAUUUGUCUUUCCGCCGCUCACUGAGUCAUUAUCCACCUGGCGUAAGAACAAUCUCAGGAAACCUCAAGCAAAGAAUUACCGCGAUGGCUUUUUCACCGUGUCGGUGGAGAUGAGCACGAGCGAUAGUUUUGGCUUACUGGUAUACUGGGAGAUAAACUGGGCCGGUGUCCACAACAGGGUGAUCGAUGAAAUGCUUUACUGUACCUACAGAGUCGAAAGCUUUGACUGCGGUAAGAGGCGACCUCUUUCCAGAAUAAUUGAAGGCACGAACGCAAACCCAGGUGCGUGGCCAUGGCAAGUGUCAUUAAAACAUCGAUAUAAAGCACAUCUGUGUGGAGGGUCGGUGAUUGGUCCGAGGUGGAUCCUCACAGCAGCUCACUGUUUCGAUCAUUUCAAUCUGACAGAUUUCACCAUUACUGCAGGUAAAAUUAAUCGCCUUUUUGCACCCAUAAAGUGUUCUUUUGCAAUCAAAAUGGUAGCGCCCACUUUGCCAUUUUAACAGUUUAAAGUUCCGGCUAAAUGAUAAAACAUUUUCAUUUAACAUCGUGCUCCGUUAACGGAAAAAAAAUUCGUUUGGUUAGCUAAAUUCUAGUCCAGUCAAACAUAAGUCACAUUUUGGUUCUAACGCAA